CACGUAUAAUAUCGGUGAAUCAGAUUGUUGUGGUAGUGUACAUGCACAUUAAGUUAUUGGGUAUUCCUAGAAAUUCUGCUCAUUAGCAAGCUGGGUGUUUGAGGUGAAUAGCUCACAGCUAACUGUAACUGUAUUGUGGAUAUUAAGUUUAUAGACAUUAAGAAAUGAAAAUGUUAAAUUCAAAUUGUGCUGAAUUGUUAUCCGUUUAAUGUCAUAGGCGUUUUUGUGAACCGAUUAGAUUAGACCGAUUAGCUAUUAUACGCAUUUGUGAACCAAGUUGAUUAUGCUAAUCGUUACAUUUGUGAGACGAUUUAACUCAACUGAUUAGGCAAAUCGACCUAAUCGUCCCAGGAGGUGUUUAGGCGAUUAGAUUUGACGUUUUCAAAAUGGCGGAAUGUUCGACAUCAAGGCCAUUAGCAAGCAGGUUGUUUGAAUGAAUAGCUCACAGUUAUAUUGGUAUACAUCCAUCUUUUAAAAUCCAAGCCGAUCAGCUUUCCAGUUUUAGAAUGGAUGAGACCAAUGUACCACGAGAUGACAAACCGGCUAAAAGAGAAAGUUCAAACGGGAGUGAUGAUGAAAUGGAACACCUGAUACCAACUAAAAUAGUAAAAUUAUCUGAUGAAAGUGAAAGUGGGAAUAUCGAACCAAAACAUGAACUCCAGAAGAUACAGGAAAGAUUAUCUCAAGCUGUUGAUGACGUCAACAUUGAUCUAACGGAGACCAUAUUAAAAGAACUACAGCCAGAUGACGUCAGAAGACUACAAGACGUCAUUAUAAGUUUAACCUGUCAAUCAUUAGAGAGAAGAUAUUUAUCACUUGUUAAGUGUUUAUUUAAUAAUAUUAUAAUAUUACAAUCUGAUGGUCAACUUGAUAUUAAUUUAAAUAUACAGUUAAUGAUAUGUGCUAUAAAAUCAGAUUUUGUUGAAGGUAUUCAGUAUCUCUAUAGUAAGAAAUUAUAUUUACAGGUUGAACAUGACAAUAAAGUAUGGAAUGCUUUGUUAGAAUCUGUUAAGUAUAACAGUUUCAAUAUUACUAAAUAUCUUUUAACAAUUUCUGAUUUAAAUCUCAAUCUAGACUCUCAUAAAACUAUAUUAAUGUUUGCUAAAUCUGGUAAAAUGUUGUCAAUUCUUUUAAGUAAUGAUCAAAUCAAGAACAUGAUUAAUUAUAAAUCUAAAUCUGGUCACCAUGUGUUAGAUCACUGUAUAGAAAACACUGAUGAUGUGGACGAAUGUUUCAACUGUAUUAACAUUCUAACAGAAGCUGGAGCUGAAUUCGACAAGUUCAAUCAAACUAAAUCAUUACAAUAUGUCAUUAUUAAGUAUGGUGAUAAACAUAAGUGUUUAGGUAUUAUAUCAUUAUUACUACAACACGGUGCUGACGUUAAUCAGGCUGACGGGUAUCUCACACCUUUAACAUGUGCUAUAUGGUUACAUGGUGAUAAAGAUACAUGUUUAGGUAUUAUAUCAUUAUUACUACAACAUGGUGCUGAUGUUAAUCAGCUUGACAAGAUGAACUCACCUUUAACAUGUGCUAUAGAAUACCAUGGUGAUAAAGAUUCCUGUUUAGGUAUUAUAUCAUUAUUACUACAACACGGUGCUGACGUUAAUCAGGCUGACGGGUAUCUCACACCUUUAACAUGUGCUAUAUGGUUACAUGGUGAUAAAGAUACAUGUUUAGGUAUUAUAUCAUUAUUAAUACAACAUGGUGCUGAUGUUAAUCAGGUUGACGGGUUCUAUCACUCACCUUUAACAUAUGCUAUAGAAUUCCAUGGUGAUAAAGAUACGUGGUUAGGUAUUAUAUCAUUAUUACUACAAAAAGGGGCUGAUCCUACCCAGAGUGUCGAAACAACAACGCCUUUAAUGUAUGCCGCCCAAUACGCCCACUAUAUAGAUAUUGUUAAAUUAGUGCUUGUAGAUAUUGUUAAUGUAAAUAGAACUAAUGAUCUGGGUUUAUCAGCUUGUAGACAUUGUUUUGUAAAAACGGCGAAACGUAAAUAUUAUGGGACCUGGGUGAGUAAAAGGGAUUUUAAAACUACUCUGGCUAUCUUUAAACUUUUAGUCGAGUCUGGUGCUAAUUUGGUUGCUAAUGGUCCCGAACUACUGUACGAUAUUAUGAAAUUCGGUCAAUUAAAUAUUUUUGAGUAUUAUAUAGGAUUAAAGCCAUUAGUGGAUAGUUUUACUGAAACAACAAAUCGAAAUAUUUUUCAUGUCUUGGCCCAAGUGAAAUAUGAGUUUACACCAGAGAAGUUUAAUUGGUUGUUUAAUUAUAAUAUUGAUAUAAAUCAUAAAGAUUCUCUAACUAACACUCCUCUUAUUAUUGGAGCUUUCUUAUUGAACCAUAAAUACCUGGACUUGAUAACAAAAUACAGUCCUACACGUGAUGUUAAUAUACCAAACAAUAAAGGUCAUACAGCCAUACACAUUGCUGUAAUCGGGUGCCUAUUAUCUAAGUCUAGACUGAACCAAACUGGAAAUUUGAUGGACGAUUCACUGAGUGAACACUAUAAAACUUUUCAAAAAUGUGUCAAACUUUUACUUGAUGCUGGUGGAAAUAUUAAUAGUCAGGACAAUAAUGGAAAUACUGCUUUGAUUUUAGCGGCCAAGAAAAAUAAUAAAUUUAUUUUACGUUUACUACUUGAAUUGGGCUCAAAUAUCAGUAUUUUAGAAACCAAAUAUGACACAUCUGCUUUACAAUAUCUAGACCUUGAUUAUAGUAGACAUUUUGUGAAAAUGUUUUUGAUGAGAGGUGGCCAUAAACUUCUGAAUUUACCAGGACCACAUGGAAAUACACUGAUACAGCGAGCUUUACUUUUCCCUACCUUUUUUGAACCAGAGAAAACUGUUGAUUUAAUAAGAUAUUUAGUUGCUGAAAACUGCUGUCUUCAGCAUCUUCAGUCUGUAUCUACUGAAACCAAUUUCUACAAUGACGAUGUUCAUUUAGAUGAUUUUGACAGUAAAGAGAGAAAUAAACUUAGACAACUACUUUAUCGAAGUGGGGCUCCAGAAGAAGAGAUUGUUUCGACCGUUAAUUUCAAAAUGGAGGAUGAGCAAGAUGGACAAGGUGGAAUGGCUCACUCAAUAAACAGGGAGAAAUUCAAGUUAGCAUGUUUUAACUUAUCUCUUCAAGAGAAGUGCGUAAGACUCAUCAGACAGAAAUUGGGACUAGAAAUAAGGAAAAAAGUUCAACAACUUGACUUAACUGGACCUGUGGUGAAGAAGAUCUUACUGCGUGAUCUUCUUCCUAAAAAAUACUUUAUCCGUUAUUCCGAGGAUGAUUAUUAUGAUGAAGAUAAUAUGAGGGAAGAUGACGAUCAGGAUGAUGAUGAUGAUGAUGAUGAUGAUGAUGAGAAUGAAGGAGAUGAUGCUAAUAAUGGCUAUGAUUACCAAGUUUAUAACCUGGAAGGAAAUGAAGAUGACACACCUGAUAUCAAGAAUAAUGUUGUCAAAGAUGGUGAUGGUGAUGACAUACCUGAUGAUGUUAUUGUAGAUGAGAAUGAUAAAGCUACGGAUGUUAGUGAUGAUAAAGAUAUGAAUGUUAGUGAUAGCGAUGACAAGAUGGAUGUUGAAGGAUGAUGAUAAUGGUGAUAUCUGUGAUUACGAUGAUGAUGAUGAUGAUGAUGACGAUGAAUGUUGACGGGGGACCAAGUCGAGGGUAUUGUUAUACGAUAAUUCUAAUAGUGAUGGAUAACGUCCUACAUUUCAACACCGAAUGUAGGAUAUUGGGAUGUACGUCUUGGAGAUGAAAAUAUUGGUCAUGAUGAUGAUGAUGAUGAUGAUGUAGAUAUCUGGACGGUGAUGAUGACUGUAUCCAUUUCUAACAUCUGAUGAUAUCCGAUUUCCUAUAUAAUUAAUUAUAACUAUAUGAUAUACCCAUGCCUGAUGAUAACAUGAUUGCGAAUGAUGACCGCAAUCAUGUAAACCACCUGGACGGUGAUGAUGACUGUCUCCAUGUAAACCACCUGGACGGUGAUGAUGACUGUCUCCAUGUAUACCAUCUGGACGGUGAUGAUAGAGUAUGGUGACAGUAUCAAUGUAUAACAUCUGGACGGUGAUGAAGAUAGAGUAUGAUGACAGUAUCCAUGAGUAUGGUGACAGUAUCAAUGUAUACCAUCUGGACGGUGAUGAUGAUAGAGUAUGGGGUCAGUAUCCAUGAGUAUGGUGACAGUAUCAAUGUAUACCAUCUGGACGGUGAUGAUGAUGAUAGAGUAUGGCGACAGUAUCAAUGUAUACUUUCUGGACGGUGAUGAUGAUAGAGUAUGGUGACAGUAUCAAUGUAUACCAUCUGGACGGUGAUGAUGAUGAUAGAGUAUGGCGACAGUAUCAAUGUAUACUAUCUGGACGGUGAUGAUGAUAGAGUAUGGUGCCAGUAUCAAUGUAUACCACCUGGACAGUGAUGAUGAUGGAGAUGUUGACAGUAUCCAUGUAUACCAUCUGGACGGUGAUGAUGAUAGAGUAUGGUGACAAUAAUGAUUAUACAACGUUAGCUAGUGACGACACCAGAGAAAAUGAAUUAUAUAAUAUGGAGUAAGAUGGCGAUGAUCAAUUAUGUUUGAUAUAGGAUGGUAUAUUUGUUAUUUGAUUAUAUAGGAUGCUAAAUGCCUUUAAUCGCUUAUUGUAUUAUAUAGAAUAUGUUGUCGUUAUUGGUUUAGGGCACCAUUUUUUAUUUUAUCACCACCGUGUUAUUAUUAAUGGUUUAUCACCACCGUGUUUUUAUUAAUAGUUUAUCACCACCGUGUUAUUAUUAAUGAUCUUUCAGCACCAUGUUAUUAUUAAUGGUUUAUCACCACCAUGUUAUUAUUAAUAGUUUAUCACCACCAUGUUAUUAUUAAUAGUUUAUCAGCACCGUGUUAUUAAUAGUUUAUCACCACCAUGUUAUUAUUAAUGGUUUAUUACCACCAUGUUAUUAUUUAUUGUUUAUCACCACCAUGUUAUUAUUAAUGGUCUAUCACCACCAUGUUAUUAUUAAUAGUUUAUCACCACCAUGUUAUUAUUAAUAGUUUAUCAGCACCGUGUUAUUAAUAGUUUAUCACCACCAUGUUAUUAUUAAUGGUCUAUCACCACCAUGUUAUUAUUAAUAGUUUAUCACCACCAUGUUAUUAUUAAUAGUUUAUCAGCACCGUGUUAUUAAUAGUUUAUCACCACCAUGUUAUUAUUAAUGGUUUAUUACCACCAUGUUAUUAUUAAUAGUUUAUCACCACCAUGUUAUUAUUAAUGGUUUAUAAGCACCAUGUUAUUAUUAAUAGUUUAUCACCACCAUGUUAUUAUUAAUGGUUUAUCACCAUCAUGUUAUUAUUAAUGGUUUAUCAGCACCAUGUAAUUAUUAAUAGUUUAUCAGCAUCAUUUUAUUAUUAAUGAUUUAUCAGCAUCGUGUUAUCACCAUCAUGUUAUUAUUAAUGGUCUAUCACCACAAUGUUAUUAUUAAUGGUUUAUUGCCACCAUGUUAUUAUUAAUGGUUUAUCACCACCAUGUUAUUAUUAAUAGUUUAUCACCACCGUGUUAUUAUUAACGGUCUAUCACCACCAUGUUAUUAUUAAUGGUUUAUCACCACCGUGUUAUUAUUAAUAGUUUAUCACCACCGUGUUAUUAUAAAUGGUUUAUCACCACCAGGUUAUUAUUAAUAGUUUAUCAGCACCAUGUUAUUAUUAACGGGUUUAUCAGCACCAUGUUAUCAUUAAUGUUGUUAUUAAUGGUUUAUCAGCACCAUGUUAUUAUUAAUGGUCUAUCAACACCAUGUUGAUAUUAAUGGUUUAUCACAUUAUUAAUGGUUUAUCACCACCAUGUUAUUAUAAAUGGUCUAUCACCACCAUGUUAUUAUUAAUGGUUUAUCACCACCAUGUUAUUAUAAAUGGUCUAUCACCACCAUGUUAUUAUUAAUAGUUUAUCACCACCAUGUUAUUAUUAAUGGUUUAUCAGCACCGUGUUAUUGAUAAUGGUUUAUCACCACCGUGUUAUUAAUAAUGGUUUAUCACCACCAUGUUAUUAUUAAUGGUCUGUCAGCACCGUGUUUUUAUUAAUAGUUUAUCACCACCGUGCUAUUAUUAAUGGUUCAUCAGCACCAUGUAAUUAUUAAUAGUCUAUCAGCACCUUGUUAUUAUUAAUUGUUUAUCACCACCGUGUUAUUAUUAAUGGUUCAUCAGCACCAUGUUAUUAUUAAUGGUUUAUCACCACCAUGUUAUUAUUAAUAGUUUAUCACACCAUGUUAUUAUUAAUAGUUUAUCACCACCAUGUUAUUAUUAAUGGUUUAUCACCACAUUGUUAUUAAUUGUUUAUUACCACCAUGUUAUUAUAAAUGGUUUAUCACCACCGUGUUAUUAUUAAUAGUUUAUCACCACCAUGUUAUUAUUAAUGGUCUAUCAGCACCGUGUUAUUAUUAAUGGUUUAUCACCACCAUGUUAUUAUUAAUAGUCUAUCGGCACCGUGUUAUUAUUAAUGGUUUAUUACCACCAUGUUAUUAUUAAUGGUUUAUCAUCACCAUGUUAUUAUUAAUGGUUUAUCACCAUCAUGUUAUUAUAAAUGGUUUAUCAUCACCAUGUUAUUAUUAAUGGUUUAUCAUCACCAUGUUAUUAUUAAUGGUUUAUCAUCACCAUGUUAUUAUUAAUGGUUUAUCACCACCAUGUUAUUAUUAAUAGUUUAUCACCACAUUAUUAUUAUUAAUGGUUUAUCACCACCAUGUUAUUAUAUGUUCAUGUUUAAUGCUGUAUAAUAAAUGCAGAUAUGAUACA
This is a messenger RNA of Patella vulgata (common limpet), 6721 nucleotides long. RefSeq lists its product as uncharacterized. The transcript is spliced from 5 exons. The record is from RefSeq and is a predicted model, not a curated record. Lineage: Eukaryota; Metazoa; Mollusca; Gastropoda; Patellidae. Gene Ontology annotation, molecular function: protein binding. The coding region runs from base 507 to 3572 and encodes 1021 amino acids.